This is a messenger RNA of Pseudogymnoascus verrucosus, 2043 nucleotides long. RefSeq lists its product as uncharacterized. The transcript has a single exon. The record is from RefSeq and is a predicted model, not a curated record. Lineage: Eukaryota; Fungi; Ascomycota; Leotiomycetes; Thelebolales; Thelebolaceae. Bases 662 to 1489 code for a protein of 275 amino acids.
CGCUAUAAGUCAACCAACGACGGGUGGAUCUCCCUAGUCGAUCCCCCCUCUCCCCUCCCUCCACUCCUCAACUUUACUCCCCAUCACACACACACAACUCAUGCACGCACUAUCAACCACUACCACCACACAGACUCACACACACACCUUCCUUUUUCUCCCUCCCUUUCCCUCCCCUUCCCUCCCAUCUUUGUUUCUUCUUCCUCCCUUCCCCUUCCCUUCCCCCAUGUCGCCUGCAUCUGUGCAACGAAACGUUUCUUCCCUUCUUUGAUCAUUCUCUACUACUUUCCCAUUUAUCCGUCGCAGGUCGAAAAAGCAUACACACAUACAUCGUCGUUGUCCAUAACGCCUUCAUUUACUCGAUCUACUCGACAACUUGGACUUCGCACAGGGAACAAUAUCAACAUCUGUUCGCUCCUUACAGAACUGACUAAACUGUUCCACCAACAACCAGCUCACUACGAGUACACAGCACCAUACAAACAACACAUCUGAUCAGAUUCAUUACGCGCUGGACUGUGUCUGCGCAUCUACAACAAUAAGAUACAACUAUAGCAACAAGAAACAAGAACAAGUCGAAAGAGACGAACUUUCCUGAUUCCACAGUCGACCAACGACUAUCCAUACUACCUUCCACCACAUCGCGCCGUGAACCAACACAAUGGCACUCUCCCGCGCCUUCACCACCCGCAAGGGCUCCAAAUCCCAGAACACCGCGCCAGUCCCCUCCCGCAGCCUAACAACCAAGCACUCCUUCUCCGCCGGCACCAUCCGCAACAAGAUCUCGGGCCCCAUGGAGCUCCUCUCAACAACCAACAUGAUCUCCUACAACGCGCCGGACCUGUACCCCAUCUCCACCGCCUCGCCCACCUCCUCCGGCGACGAGUCCGACCUCCCCUCCAUGUCGCACUCCACCACCACCACACCCGACUCCUCCGUCCGCGGCUCCGGAUCCAGCAGCAGCACGCCCAUCUCUCCCUCCCCCAACCACCUAUCUUCCUACUUCGACAACGCCAAUAACAAGCAGCCCACCCACAGCAUCAGCGCAUCCACCGACAGCACGGCGCCUUCCAUCCCACAGCGCGCAUUGAGCCACACCAAGAAAUCCCACGAGAUCCUCUCGCGCCAGCGCUCUACCCGCCAAUCGUCCCAGAACUCCUCGCACUCCUCAAUCUCAACAUCAACUCGCAAACCAUCCAUCUCCCACCCCCGCACCAGCGCCGACUUCUUCAGCCCUGCACCAGCAUUCGACACCACAGCAAACCCAUUCACCAACGAGCUAGCGCAGGUGCGCGAGUUGGCUGAGGAGUACAGCGGUGGUGCCACGCGCCGCGCGAUGAUGAGCGAAGAGGAGCAGGAUUUGUAUAGUAGGGGACUGUGCAAGUUCAGCGCGGAGGAUUACGUGAUGGAGAUCCAGGACUUGUAUUGCGAGAUGGUUGGGAAGCCGGUGCCGGCGCAGCAGCAGUCUUCGACGAUGAUGUGGAUCUAACAGCGCCGCGCCUUGUCAUUCUGGACGAACUGGUUUCGUUGGGGUGGUGAGCCGCGGUGGGUGGAUGAUUCACGGGGGAGAUUUUUCGUUGUAUAUACUUUGGGUUUGGCUGGGCUAGCGUCGCGCAUCGCAUCGCAUCGCAUCGCAUACUGGGAAAUGGAGUUCAGAAUGGGUUGAAUUUUUGUCUGCCGUUGAAACAGGCAGUGGGGUGGUGGGGGAGUUAUUGCUACCACGUCUCGUGGGCUGGGGAUGGGGAGGCUCACUCGGAUUACUUUCUUUAUACCAGCCACGUUUUUUUUUGCGGGCAACACACUCUUUUCGCUUAUAGAUGGGGAGGCAGAGGUGGAGGUGGAUGGCAGGUGGAUGGGUUUUGUUCGAGUACUACUGCUGGCUUUUGCUGUUCGAGUACUGCUGGAUUUUACUGCGAUUAUGAGAGGGGAGGAGAUGAAAAUUAUGGGAUGGAUGGAUGAAAUGAGUGAGGAUGAGGAUGAAUACCAUCGAUACUACGAUAGCUAGGCUCGGAAAGAGAGAGAGAGCUGGAAUGAAAAUGCAUG